CACGUUAAGCCACGUACUUUUUAAAACCAAUAUAGAGAAAAUAUCGAAGCUAUCUGAAAAUAACAAUAAAACGUUUACUUGAUUCACUGCGAAAACUCGAAAAUUUGCACAUGAUUUGAUCAGCACCAGAAAAACUAAAAACUACAAAGCAAUUUUUUUUAAAAAAGAUUUUCAAAAUAUUAUGGGAACUGCCAACAGUUCGGUUCCAGUGCAUGAUCUAUCCCCCGGAACCACGCCUACCUCCCAGAACUGGAUCACAGCCCACGCCCGCAAAUCCGGACUUCCACUUGUGGAAGUGCAACGCCUCUGGGACCAGUUCCAGCAGCUCGGAGCCAGCCGAGUCACCGGAAGGCUUAACCCAGCUAUAUCGCCUGGAUCACGUCUUAACUACAACUCUCACUUAUUUAUAAACUCGUUGCCAAAAACGGGGGGCAAUAUUUCUUUUUUAAAUUACUGUAUCGCUUGUAAAGGUAUUGAAGAUUUUUCAGAAGACGAAAAAUUGAGAGCUAUUUUUCGUCUGUACAACGACGGAAAAGAGUGGGACUAUAGCACUCUGAGAAAAUUAGUUCAGUCCGUCUACCCGAGAGAGAACGAUGACGUAAUCAAAUCGACAACCGACACUUUGCUUUCACAAUUCACGUACGGAAGCCACGAUUACGUAACUGAAAUGGACUUCAUGCGUUUCAUGCAGAGCUUCGAUGAUCGGAACUUGUUGGAGAACUGUCUAGCGUAUAAAAUAGUGCCACAGUAUUUGAAAAACAGACCUAGAGAUGAUCAUUUGAGCGACUAUUUACCAACGACGAGAAGCGGUGAUAUCAGAGGCCCUCAUGGAGGAGGUGGAUUGGGCGUGACAGAUGGUGGGGUGGGUCUGCCUUCUGAUUCGCAGCUGAAGAUGGUGGCCCAACUGAUGACAGAACCCAGGAGAGAUUGGAGACGACUGCUCAACAUACUAGGUUUCACAGAGAGCGAGAUAGUUGAGGCUGAAGAAGAUAGCCCGAACGAGCCCCUGGAGACGUUGCAGUCCCUGUUGCGGGGCUGGAGAGACGGGGGUCCAGGGUCCACUGGGGAACUGAGACAGGCUCUGACACUGUCGAACAAUACAGACGUGGCCAACAGACUGUAGAACGCCUACUGCUUUUUCCCAUGACUGUAGUUUUCAUCAUAGAAUAACUAAUUGUGCGAAAACUCUCAACCAAUCAACGUUUUUCAUUUCUCCGAAUGCCUUCCUAAG
Symsagittifera roscoffensis is the source of this 1231-nucleotide messenger RNA. RefSeq lists its product as uncharacterized. Gene Ontology annotation, molecular function: protein binding. The transcript has 3 exons. The record is from RefSeq and is a predicted model, not a curated record. Gene Ontology annotation, biological process: signal transduction. NCBI's taxonomy places the organism in Eukaryota, Metazoa, Xenacoelomorpha, Acoela, Convolutidae. The coding region runs from base 182 to 1123 and encodes 313 amino acids.